GGUGGCGAACGACGGUGGUGGUGGUGAUGGUGGUAGUGGUAGUGGUGGUGGUGGUUGUUCGAAAGCCCUUCCCCCACCAUUUCCCCACAGCGUCUCGACGCCGCGGCUCGGACUCCACCGUUAGAGCGUCGUUUCAGUUACCAACAGACCGCGCGAUCGUUCGCAUCGCCGACGCGAAGCAAGAGGGGGAGAGAGAGAAAGAGAGCGCGAGAGAGAACGAGUGAAAGGAAGAGAGUGAGAGAGAAAGAAAGGAGUGCGCGAGUGUGGCGCGUCGUGCAUAUGCGCGCAAAAAGGAGCGAAAGAGAAGGAUCAAAAUAAUACGAGAGAAAGACAACAUCAGGGAGAGGAGAGAGAAAGAGAAAAGAAGAAGAAGAAGAAGAAGAGAGCAAGCAAACUAUGUUACGAGUCGUCUUCGCCGUCGCUGUCGUCGUCGUCGUCGUGCCGCUCGGUCUCGCCUGAACAAAGGAAGGUUCUUCUCCCUCGGCUCUCCGCAUCGAGGGUCGUUUCCGAUCGACGAACCGUCGGGAUCCUUCCUCGGGUGUCUUCGGCACGGCUCGUGUGCGUCGGGCGCGCACGAAGCGGUCAGUCACGUAGCAGCGGCCGAGACGUGAGGAACAAAGGACGGUGGCAGGAUCCGCGCGCGCGAAAGAGGGUAGACGAGCGCGGUGCGCGGGGUAAUGAGACAAGCGUUGUACGCGGCGGUCGUUUGCGCGUCACUCCCGGCGACAUUGUUGACACUCACGGCCGGAAAGCGGCCAGUGGAAACUCGUCCGAUCGAGAUCUCGAGUCUCCCGAAAAGAGAGUAGAGGGAGGAAGGAAGAGAGGGAGAGAGAGAGAGAGAUUUCGACAGACGCGUCGCGAGCUCGACUUGUGUAUUGUGCGUUGUUUUUUUUUUGCUUUUUUUAUACUUUUUUAUCCUGACGAUACAACACCCCAGUGCGACGAUCCCGAGGUAAGGAGAGAAAGAAAGAGCGAGAGGAAGAAAGAAAGAAAGGAGCGGUAGCGUACCUGCCCGUCGAACAUCCUUCGAAAGGGACACGAUUUGUGAGUGAAAGAGAGAAAGAGAGUGCGGUGGAAUGAGAUAAGAGAAGAAAGAAGGAACGAGACCCCGGAUUUUUCGGCCUGCCUGCCUGCCUGCGCGACAAACCGGCGACCUAACCUAACGACAACGAGAAGUGCGCGCGAGAAUCGAAGGGAAGGAGAGAGAGAGAGAGAGAGAGAGAGAAUCUCGUUGUGCGCGGGUCAGGGGAGAGCGGGAGCCGAAAGGACGAAAGUGAAAAGGCGAAAGAAAAGUCGGAGCGCUUCUCCGCUCCGGGGGUUUUUUUAACGGCGUCGUGGAUUUUUCGUGUGACAUGUGCCGCAGAGUGUACCGCGACUGAAGAAGGGAGACUCGACGGAGAAGUUCAACGUUUAUUCGGCAGCGCACGGAUUAUCCUCGUGUUUACGGGAUGCCGGUUGACUGAAGAUGGCCUCGCCGACACCCUCAUUGGAAUCGCGCGCAAAUUCCCUCGGGUCCCCGGUCUCGCUGUCCCCAGUAACGGUGAGCGGCAGCUCGCCGCCUGCUAGCGAUUCGGCGAUCUGUGACGUCGACAGCUGCGACUUGUGCCUCGACGCACCAAAGUCUGGCGAAGAUCCGUGCCCACGCUGCCGGCUGGGUAGCACCGGUGGCACCAGUCGCAUCCGUUGUACCGGCUGCAAAACCGGCGCCACUGAAGUUGGAGCACAGCCACUGGCUGUAGCGCGUUGUUACGAUUGUGAUCAGUUUCUCUGUCCAAAUUGCGUGAUGGCGCAUCAAUUCAUGCUCUGCUUCGAAGGCCAUCGAUUAUUGAACUUGGCCGAUUCCAAAUUGGAGACUGUCGGCAGCGGUGGCAGUGGAAGCGGCGGCGGCGGCGGCGGCGGAGGUGGUGGUGGUGGUAGUAACGGUGGUACGAUCACCGCGACGACAGAACUGUCUAAAAAUGUCUGUAACGGCAGCAGCGGUGGUGGCGGAGGAGGUGGCGGCAAUAAUCUAAUUAUCAAUGGCACCGGCAACAGUAAUAACGGCAGCAACGCCGAAAAGAUACACUUUUGUUUGCGACACAAGCAGGAAAUAAUCAAGUAUUUCUGCCGAAGCUGCAACGUACCGAUUUGCAAAGAGUGCACGUUGACGGAUCACGUGGCGCCGCUACACGACUGUGCUCAUGUCUCGGAGGUAGGCACGCAACAGCUGGAGGCGUUGUCGCGGGUUGUUCAGGAGUGCCGUGCGAAGGCGGCGGACGCGCGUGCGGUGGUCAAAGCGACGGACCAUAACGCCGCAAUACUACAGGUGCAGUAUCACAAGGCGCAGAAUGAGAUUAAUGAUACCUUCCAGUUCUACCGAUCGAUGUUAGAUGAGCGCAAGCAGGAGCUGCUGAAGGAACUCGACUCGGUGUUCUCGACGAAGCAGAUCUCCUUGAACGUGCUCUCUCAGCGAGCCAACGAGAUGGUAGAUAAGAUUAUGCAGACCUGCGACUUUGUCGAGCGUGUCACCAAAGUCACCACCAUCACCGAUUUCCUCAUGGUCAAGAAGAUCCUUGAAGCCAAGCUUCAGUCACUGCUCAAUUAUACGCCGAACACAGACAUAGCCAAUCAAACCGCGGACCUCGAGUUCGUCAGCAAUUAUCAGGCUAUACAAGUGGGAGUAAGAAACACUUUCGGUUACGUUCGGAGUAAUAGCAACAGCGAAAACAACGCCGGUUCGAUCGGCAAACAGCCACCUAUCGCGCGACCUACCGCUCUGUCGAGCAAUGGCAUUGGUAGCAGUAACAACAGCACCAUUAGUAACGGUCCCGGAAGCGGCGCCGGUUCAUUGGGCAGUCUUCUCUUAGAUCGAACUUAUAGUAACGGCCUGAUCUCCUCCAGUAUGAAUUGCGGCUCGUCAUCAUCUCCUUCCUCAAUCGACACCGUCAGCAGCGUGAUAUCUAAACGUUUCAGUUCGGCCAACAGUCUCGGCCCGUUCUCCACGACGAUCAGCGACGUGAAUCUGAACGGCAUGAAUGCUAAUCCCUAUGAGAAAUGGAGCAACGGUGGUAGCGACACUUAUCCAGUCGUGACGACAAACGACCAUUUCGCGAUGCCAUCGGUAGCCGUAGCGACGAACGCCACACCAGGCGAUUCCGUCCUUGAUUUGACCUCGAAAUUGAUGUCCGCCACCGCGAUAUUCCCCCCAAAAUCGCAGAUCAAACGGCAGAAGAUGAUCUACCAUUGUAAAUUCGGCGAAUUUGGUGUGAUGGAAGGCCAGUUCACCGAGCCGUCAGGCGUCGCGGUGAACGCGCAAAACGAUAUCAUCGUUGCCGACACGAACAAUCAUCGUAUUCAGAUCUUCGACAAGGAGGGCAGAUUCAAAUUUCAAUUCGGCGAGUGCGGCAAACGCGACGGUCAAUUGCUCUAUCCAAAUCGCGUCGCUGUCGUGAAAACGUCCGGUGACAUUAUCGUUACGGAACGCUCACCGACUCAUCAGAUACAGAUUUACAAUCAGUAUGGUCAAUUUGUACGCAAGUUUGGCGCGAACAUUCUCCAGCAUCCACGUGGCGUCACCGUCGAUUCGAAGGGACGAAUCGUCGUCGUAGAAUGCAAGGUGAUGCGUGUCAUCAUCUUCGAUCAGACCGGCAACGUUCUACAAAAAUUCGGCUGCUCGAAACAUCUCGAAUUCCCGAACGGCGUGGUGGUGAACGAUAAACAGGAGAUCUUUAUCAGCGACAAUCGCGCCCAUUGUGUCAAAGUUUUUAACUACGAGGGGGCUUACUUGCGGCAGAUUGGCGGUGAGGGUAUCACCAACUAUCCGAUCGGUGUGGGCAUCAAUACGCAUGGCGAAAUUUUAAUAGCGGACAAUCAUAAUAAUUUCAAUCUGACCAUCUUCACGCAGGAUGGUCAGCUGGUCUCGGCUCUUGAGAGCAAGGUGAAGCACGCGCAAUGUUUCGAUGUGGCGCUAAUGGACGACGGCUCGGUCGUGUUGGCCAGUAAGGAUUACCGGCUUUACAUAUAUCGCUAUGUACAAGUACCGCCGAUCGGCAUGUAGAGCAGUGACGCGUCACGACGACGACGAUGAUCGUCGUGCGCCAAUGUCAACAUCUUUUCAUCGUCUCAUCAUCGCCAUCAUCAUCGCCACUUUUCGUCACUGGAUGGUCGUAUGGCCAACAUUUAUCGAUCUUUCUUCUCACCUACAUUCACCUGUCUUCUACGUCUGUUUCAACGCCAACGCUCGCGCAUUCAAUGCAUCAUCUACUCAUCAUCAUCUUCGCUCGCCCUACCUACGAGACGUUUCAAGCCGACCAUGAGAAAAGAAGCGCAUCACUUAUUGCUCCAUAUACGACUCUCAAGGGACCGAUUCCCGAGUGUCGUUCACGCGGCAAGAAAUUGGGAGUCCCCUCGCCGGAACUUUCCCGAGGCGCUCCUCUUGUGGACUCUGCCAAACGACGGACAUCACCGACGGUAUGCGAGAAAGUACGCGCGCGCUUCCCUCGAUAUUCUUCUUGCGUUUCCGCGAGCUGCCCCUUUUCGUCCCGCGUGGACGAGCGGAAAGAAAGAGGAGAAACGCGUGACGCUUUGUGUGUACAGUCCUCGCGACGCUGGGCUGUCCAAGACCCGCAAACAAGAGAAAGAAAGAAAGAAAGAAAGAAAGAAAGGGAGUGAAAGAGGGAGAGAAAGAGAGAGAGAGGACGUAAAAAUCAACCCUGCCCCGACAAAUUCGCGCGCGCUCCUUUCUUCGUGCGUACGCGCCGUAUAUAUGCGUUUCGCGUACGCGAUAACUUACUUGUUAAUGUUGUUAUAAUACUGAAAAUACUGUUGUUGUUGUUUAGUUGUAGAGCUCGCCGCCGCUAGUCACUUCCCCCCCCCCUCGCCUUCCACCCUCUGCUCCUCUUUCCUUCACGCCCGUUACCAUUCUCCCAAUUCCCGUUCCCGCAUUUCCUACACUAACCCAUCUUGGUCUUCUCUCUGAGACCUCGUCCGACGAUUACAUCAGGAAGCGCGUUUCCACUCGUCACGACGACAUGGUCCACACUUAACUAACACACGCAUCGGGUCUUUACGCAUGCCCGAAUCCACGCGCGUUUACCACAUUUUCGUUACUCUCCUCGACGGUGGUCGACCACGACCGUCGCGCUCGGGUCACUUCCGGUCAUCGCGCUUCGAAAUGUCUCCCUCCAAGUGCCGUGCGAGGUUCGCGAGAAACGUUCGUUUGUCGCGCGAACAUUCGUUUCGUUGUAUAUCUCGUGAGAUUAUACAUUGCAGAGAUUUUGAGAUCCAAAGCGAAAUCCAACGAUUUUGCGCAAACCGCCUUCAACAAGUUUGAUCUUGUCCCACGGGACAUGAGACUGAUUACCGUGAGUAUUGCAGGGUCUUUAUUACUCCGGUAAGCUUUAUCUUACCUGCGGUCUUCGUUAAACGACUUUGUUUCCCAAAUUGUCCAUACGUUUUCUAUGGACAAUUUUUUGAUCUUACUGCGUAAGACGUCAAAUUGAUCCAUGUAUUAUUAAUAGUAUUUAUAAUACUUUAACAAAAAUAGUGAAAUUGUUGGAGAAAUUGAUUAAUAAUUUUAUCAUUAUAUUUCAAUAAAAUUUAAUAUAAUAUGUCGACACAUUUGGGUAGCAGACUCGCUGAAGAUUGUUGAAUUUAUUCAGAUUUAUAAGAUUGGGCGCAUUUACGACUGCUGAUUUUCCGAGAUCAUUUGACCGAAUAUCAUGAGAUGCGAGAAUCGUCCCGCGGAUUCUAAAUAACCGGACGGCAGAACAUCUUGUGUGCUGCGGAUUGAUAUUCCCGUUGCUGAAUUUGCCCUUCGCUUCCCAUCUCAUCCGCUUUUCCCUUUCGUUUUGUAAUGAUUAUCGACAAUUCCUAUGGAAACUGAUCCUGAGGUGCAUUUCGUAACUAUGACAGCGUUUCAUUAAACGGUUAUUGCGCGCGUUAAUUUUUUUGUUUCUUAUUAUUGAUUAGUUUUACUUAUUUAAUUUUUCCGCACCUCACCCGAACCCGUACGUUGGUCUUUAUCAUAUUUUGUCGCGAAAUUGUGCCGACUUACGCUAAAUUUUUGGUCAUACGAUAAUAUUACUUUCUUCUCUCAGUUUACGUGAUAAAUUUAAUAACUUUUUGUCGGCGAGUAUGUGCUAAGUGCUUGUCGACGGUAUCGUUUGUUAUAUUUACAUAUUUUGUCACGACGGCCAAGGUAUUCGCGGGCAAUGAUUGCAAAUAACGUUAACGCUUAAAAAUGAGAUCCUGAAUUCAUAGAUAACCCAGAUAAUUUAGAUAGUACUAAAGAUUUUUUAACUGCACAGGAAUCGCAAGAAUUUCAUAAAGAAUGGUGUUGUAGUAUUACAAAAAAUGAAUCUCUAGAAAAGAAAUAAGAUGCUUGACGUUUGAUCCAUGCAUAAAGAAAAAGCCGAUUGCGUAUAUCGAUAGUAGAUUCAUCAUAGCUCAUUUCUCGACUCUCAUAGCAAAAAAUGAUGCAAUCGUUUUAACAUAACCACUAUCCUCAUCAAUGAUAUAAAAACGGGAGACGAAUUCUAUCGUUCUCGCCAACUUCCCAUUUUACGGCAAAAAAUCCUUCCUUUUUCUUUUUUAUUAGCGUAGUUAGUAUCGUAGCGCAUAUAGUAGCUAUUAGCCGUUUUUUAGCAAUCGUGUAAGAUUUUCUUUUUUGCUCUGUAUCUCGUUCUCUUGAUAGUUACGUUGUCACAGCCUAAUGCAUCUUUUGUUCUUCUCUCUUUUUUAUUUGUGUCGCUGCGCUUAAAGAAAAAAAAAAGAAUGCGUUGCUGCUGCUUACGUUUUUAGAUUUUGACGAAACCACCGUCUACCCCAAUCAACCAACGAUGACAACCACUAUCACUAUCACUACCACCGUCCUCCGAUUCCCACCCGACUGUCGCGCAGCCGUUUUAGGUCUGCGCUGGUCGUUUUUUUCACUCGAAAAAAAAAAA
Messenger RNA from Monomorium pharaonis (pharaoh ant), 6926 nucleotides. RefSeq names its product brain tumor protein (gene brat). The transcript is spliced from 2 exons. The record is from RefSeq and is a predicted model, not a curated record. The coding region runs from base 1466 to 4036 and encodes 856 amino acids. NCBI's taxonomy places the organism in Eukaryota, Metazoa, Arthropoda, Insecta, Hymenoptera, Formicidae. Gene Ontology annotation, molecular function: protein binding; mRNA 3'-UTR binding; translation repressor activity. Gene Ontology annotation, biological process: negative regulation of translation.